AUGUCGAUGAGCAAUACUUCCCCUCCAGAUGGCUCUGAACCAGACAGGCCUUCUUCGAGCGACAGCACCGUCGUGGCUUCUCCAUCUAGCUGGAAGGAAUCGCCGACGCCGGUCGAGGAAUCGGGAAAGCCGAAUGUCAAGCACCCUUACCUCGACGUCCCUUCCUUUCGUCCUUCCAUUGACAGCACAUAUUCAGCAUUCACCGAACUGUCGGUCUCGUCGAACGAACUACCUAGCCAACACCCUCUGGUGCAAGGUAUAUCCCACGAUGUCGCUAUCUCACGCCAGAAUCACCGGCCUACGGCAUCCCGCUUCCGGGCGGCGUGGGACUCGUUCAUCGAGACGAACUACGGUGCAAUUCUAGUCUUAGCUUCACAGGGCUUUGGCACCGGAAUGAAUAUCAGUACUCGACUGCUCGAAACACCGGGUCCUCAUGGCGAACCAAUGCACCCGUUUCAGAUCCUCUUCGUUCGACAAUCCAUUACCGCGAUCAUCUGCACAGUCUAUGGCAUGUCCACCAAGAGAAUACCCGACUUUCCGUGGGGCCAACGCGGCAUCCGCUGGCUCCUUGUCCUCAGAGGCGUCACGGGCUUCCUCGGAGUGUUCGGCCUGUAUUUCAGUCUGCUGUAUCUGCCGCUCAGUGAGGCGACAGUGCUGGGUUUCCUGACUCCGAUCCUGACCUGCUAUCUCUGCAGCUUUAUCAUCCCUGGUGAGACCUUCACCGGACAGCAGCAAUUGGCGGGUUUCGUCAGUCUCUUCGGUGUCUUCUUCAUUGCUCGACCAGCGUCUCUAUUUUCGCAAUCUGCCUCGUCAACACAGCCUUCAGACGCAACAAUGUCUCCUCCCUCAAACUCGACCGUGGGUGCAGACGGCUCUCAACACAUUACUUCAGAGCAGCACCUGGCGGCCGUCGGGCUUGCAAUGCUUGGCGUCGUUGGCGGCACUGGCGCCCUGACAUCAAUCCGUGUGAUAGGGGAACGAGUCCAUGCGUUCAUCAGCAUUAAUUACUUCAGCUGGUGGUGCAGUAUUGUUUCGCUCUCGUGCCUGGUUAUCUUCAAAGAUGUCAAGUUCCGGCUACCGGGAAACGGUACUGAGUGGGGCCUACUCGCUAUGCUCGGCUGUUGUGGUUUCGUCAUGCAAUUUUUACUCACGGCUGGCCUGGCAUACGGUGGCCGUGGUGACGACGCAGCCCAAAAGCAACCGGGCCAUAGGAUUGGGGAUCUCGAAGGCGACGGGCCUCCUCAUCUCGGACGUAGCGGUCGGAGGACACCGAAACCGAGAGCAUCAGGCACUCGGGCCACGGCCAUGUGCUACACGCAGAUGCUCUUCGCGCUGGCUGCUGACAAGUUCAUUUUCGGCAUCAGCCCGGACACGAUGAGCUGGAUAGGUAGCGUACUGAUCCUCGCUGGCGCCGUGUGGGUAGCUGCCGCGAGGGACACGGCUGCGAAGCAUAAGAAGGACCAGGCUGGCAAUGGUAGCGAGAGCCACCAUUCGGCUUUUGGAAUGUUAAGAAGAAAAGAAACUUCAGGGCCCGAGGCUAGUCAUGAAGAGGCUGUAGGAUUGAUGAACAGUCACAACGAUGGAAACGAUAUUUAUGACGAACACGACAAUGAUGCGGCCGAAGUUGGACGACGAGAUGACCGACACAGAAAAGGAGUUGAGGGCGUGGAGAUGCAUGAACUACGACCAACAACGAGCAGACUGAGCUGA
Cladophialophora carrionii CBS 160.54 is the source of this 1710-nucleotide messenger RNA. RefSeq lists its product as uncharacterized. The record is from RefSeq and is a predicted model, not a curated record. Lineage: Eukaryota; Fungi; Ascomycota; Eurotiomycetes; Chaetothyriales; Herpotrichiellaceae. The coding region runs from base 1 to 1710 and encodes 569 amino acids. The transcript has a single exon. Gene Ontology annotation, cellular component: membrane.